UGGCCGGCCGUACGGAAGUGGUUGUUGUUUCGGUGGCUACAUACAAUAGCAUGUGAGAAAUGAGGGCUGCUACGUAUUUAAAAUUCAGUUAACGUUAGCUGUCUUAAAAGCGUUUUUUAUUUCAUUAACAAUAUUUGAUGUUUCAUUAUUAUUAUUAUUAUUAUUUUUAUAUUGCCUGAACUAAACGAAGGAUAGCUAGCUAGCUUGUUAGCUAGCUUUAUUAAUGUCAGCAGCCAUGCCGUCCUACUCUGAAUUGAGGAAAACCAACCACUUCUACUACUUCAUCAAAUUUACCUUGAAUAUCUACUCAAUGCUCUUCUCGCUAAUGGGUCUUUGUGUGCUGUGCGUGGGGGUGUAUGCCGAAGUGGAGAGGCAGAAGAAUCGAACCCUGGAGGGCCUUUUCCUGGCCCCUGCCGUGGUGCUGAUACUGCUGGGCCUGGUGAUGUUUACCGUGUCUGUGGUGGGCAUGGUUGGAUCCCUCCGGGACAACAAGACCCUGCUGCACAUGUUCCUCUGUGUUCUCUGCGUGUUGCUGCUUCUCCAGGCAAUCGGGCUCACCUUGGCUCUCAUCUUUGAGAGCAAGACGUCUGCCUUGUUCCAGAGCAGUAUACGAGAAGGAAUUAAACACUACUACGAUGAUCUGGAUUUCAAAAACAUCUUGGACUAUAUGCAACAAAAGGUAGGGGAGGUUAUGAACACUCUGUGUGGCUACAGGACUCUGGAUAAAGAGCGUGCGACCCUGCAUGAGCUGAUCCAUGUGCGAGGCUGCAUCCAUGCGGUCAACCUCUGGAUGAGUGACAACAUUGGAAUAACCACUGCACUCUGCUGCGCCAUCGGGCUGCCCCAGCUGCUGGGUAUCGUCCUGAGCUGCAUCUUCUGGAACCUGCUGGUGGACAUGAGCGAGUCGGCCGACAUGGUGGACUUCAAGCUGAAGAAGGCAGAGGUUGAGUACAGCGAGCUGGACCUGGCGGGCGCCGGCUGGUGUAUGUGUCUUCCAAGGGACGGCGGCUACCUGCCCGUCCCCGCCGCCGAGCCUGACCUCGACCCCAUCGAUGUUCACCUGCUGAAGCUCAAGAAGCGGGCGCCUCGCACACACGCUCAGCUCCGAGAACUGCAGCAGUCCAGAUCGGCCACUGGGCUGGACGAGGUAGACGCUAGCCGGAAGCAGAAAACGCCCUUUCAUGCCUUUUGAGUUUUUGCCUCUUUUUAUUUUAUUUCAUUAUUUUUUUUUAUUUUUUUUAUUCAUUGUAAUCAUUACAUCUGUUGGAGUUGUGUUGCACUACGUAAUGGUCAGCCAUUGGAUCAAGAAAGAUUUGGUCAGCUAAAGGGAUCAGAAGUACUUUGGCACUUUGUUAUGAAUUUGUUUACAACAAUUGAAGGAACAACAUGCAACAUAGGCUUUAAAAAACACUUUUCUUUUGUCGUGUUUGUGGUGGUUGUUAUUCAAAGAUUUAUGGCAUUAUAUGACAUUUGUAUUUAAUUUUUUUAGCCUUUGAAACUGAGCUAUGUCUCAUGUGCUAAAGCUUACCUCAGGCUGUUUUGAAAAUAGCCCAGUAGUCAGAGGACAGUACUAUUCGGUGUGUAAAUUAAUGGUAGCUUGAAAAGACGUUUUUCAGUGUCUGAGAAAUAGAAAUAGCAAAGUAUGUCUUGCGUCUGUGACGGAUGUAUACAGUUUGUGUAUUAUUUCCUUUUUUUUUUUUAUCAUGAUUUGAAUUUUAUUUUGUGCAAUCGGUGUACAUUGUAAGACUGGUAGUUGUGGAAUAACAUGGAAUGCAUGUUUUGUACUGUAUAUAAAGUAAGUUUAAAAAAGAAAAGAAAAAAGGAAGUGUUGUUAGGCUCUCAUCAGGGGGGGGGCUUUCAGUCUAUUCCAUUUUAAAAUAAACUUUUUAUUCAGUCUUUUAAUGGAACACCUAAAGGGAUUAUCCAGACUACAAAUCCAGUAAAAACCUACUCUAUGACGUUUUUUUGUAUCUGAGUUAUGCACAGUUUUGAGCUUCCCCCUAGCUCCUGCCUUGUAUCAGCACAGCUGUUGUCAAUAAAGCUGAAUUUGUCUACUGA
This is a messenger RNA of Perca fluviatilis (European perch), 2058 nucleotides long. RefSeq lists its product as uncharacterized. NCBI's taxonomy places the organism in Eukaryota, Metazoa, Chordata, Actinopteri, Perciformes, Percidae. Gene Ontology annotation, cellular component: membrane. The transcript is spliced from 7 exons. The record is from RefSeq and is a predicted model, not a curated record. The coding region runs from base 224 to 1192 and encodes 322 amino acids.